GGGCAAUCGAUAGUGGUUGAAAUUUUGAUCCGUGUAUACCUUUGAAGAAAGUUUAGCAACAUAACGACCUGUUCUCGUAGUGUGUUCUGGGUACGAGAGUUGAGAGUGAAACUAGGUCAAAGGUCAGAGGUAAUGCCACAUUUCUCAUUUGGGGACAGGAAGCGGGGAUCAGUCUGUGUCUUCUCAGAAAACUUUGGCUGUAUCACAGGAUCUACACAGUGAUCUACGACGUUGCCACAGGAUGAAGUAAGAAGAAGCACUCUGGUGAGAGAUACAAACCAACAUGGCAGACAAAAAUGACCCAGAGGUAAAGUACCGUCAGAUAAGAAACAAGAGACUUCCAGAGGAAAGGAACCAGAGGGGCAUGCGAACCCUCUCCUAUCACGAGGCCGUUAACCUCAACCAUUUUGAUACGUAUUAUGACGAGAAUGGGCUGGUCGACCCUGUCAGCAGGAUAGAAGGAGGCAUGCCAUUGGACAUGACGGAAUGCAGGGACUAUAGAAAGAAGGAAUGGAAGUACAAGGAAAGUGCCAAGACAUUCAUCCCCAUCAGAUCAAAGCCCAAACAGCCGUCCGUGAACCCACUUGACGAUGCAGGCCUGCUGUCCUUCAUGACCUUCUCCUGGCUGACUCCUUUGAUCAAAAUGGCGUACAAGGGGAAACUGACUCUGGAGAACGUCUGGCACCAUUCAUCACAUGACAGGGCAGAGCCAAACUAUAAAAGAUUUGAGAGGCUGUGGAAGGAGGAGGUUGAGAGAGUCGGAAUGAAGAAAGCAUCGCUGCCCCGAACCAUCUGGAGGUUCACUCGCACCAGGAUCCUCAUGAGCUAUCUCACCAUCAUGAUUUGUAUGAUAGGUGCAUUUCUAGGGCCUGCCUUUGUCAUCAGGAACCUCCUAAUUUAUGCUGAGUCCAGGGAGGUGAACUGGCCACUGGGAGUUGGGUUGGUUGUUGCCAUGUUUGUAACAGAAAUGUCCAGAUCUGUGUUUUUUGCAGCGACUUGGUCCAUUAGUUACCGCAGUGCCACAAGAGUAGUGGGGGCCGUCCUGACUCUCAUCUUCACCAAGAUUACACGACUGAGGAGCUUAAAGGACAAGACAGUAGGCGAGUUGACGAAUCUGUGUGCUAAUGAUGGACAGCGACUGUUUGAUGCCACAUCUUUCUUCAUCCUGAUGUGUGGAGCUCCGUUAAUAUUUGUCUUGGGUUUCUGCUACACGUUUUACCUGAUCGGUCCAGCCGCGCUGCUGGGAUGUUCCAUGUUUAUCCUGUUCUACCCUUUUCAGGCAGGGAUUUCUCGGCUAACUUCACGCCUCAGAAGACGAGCCUGUAACUGUUACUGA
This is a messenger RNA of Branchiostoma floridae (Florida lancelet), 1336 nucleotides long. Its product is annotated as multidrug resistance-associated protein 5-like. Gene Ontology annotation, molecular function: ABC-type transporter activity; ATP binding. Gene Ontology annotation, biological process: transmembrane transport. Gene Ontology annotation, cellular component: membrane. NCBI's taxonomy places the organism in Eukaryota, Metazoa, Chordata, Leptocardii, Amphioxiformes, Branchiostomatidae. The record is from RefSeq and is a predicted model, not a curated record. The transcript is spliced from 9 exons. The coding region runs from base 284 to 1336 and encodes 350 amino acids.